AUGCGCAAACUCCUACUCUAGAUCGCAACUGAUAUGGCGGAAGGGAACACUUCUCUAUCGCACUUGCUACAAACAUCGCAGGAAUUAAUAGCUUUGGGGACGACACACGCCACUGCUAUUCGGCAGAAGUAUGAACAGUUUGUCUUACACAAUCCAGAGACAAUUUCGACAGUGGAAUCCAUUUUGCGAGCGCUGUCGUACAUGCUUCCAGGACGAUUCGGAGCGUCUGAGGCACUGUCUGAGCUCGUAUUUUCAGCAUCGCAAAUUCUUACGCUGCUAAACGAUUGCAUAUUUCGUGAAGGAGGAAGCAGUCUGGCAUGUGAUGUGACAUCUUCCUGGAGCAAACAACGUUUAUUGUUGUGGCUGACUGUCAUUGAAUAUUUAGAGGUGUUUAUCGAACUCGGCGCCAGUCGUUUGUGGGGUGAAGCAGGAAAGUGGAUCAUUGUCGUGGUUUUACAAAUAGCCAAGGCUGCUUUGAGAUUCGCCUUACUAUUCAAGUAUAAUUCAGGAAUUCAACGGACACCUCUAAUUCCACCCUUUGAUCGAUCAAAACUGGUGAAACCUGAGGAAGUGGAUCGUGAAGAUCCUGACACUUCGAGAAAGGUUGAGAUUUCAGACGAAGCGGUCCCAAAUGACGAAAGGUCACAGACGAACGGCCAUACAGGGCCAGUUUGGCGAGGGCCUAGAUCAGGAAGGGUUGUAAGGUCCCUUGGCGCCACACCAAGUGGUCCAAAUCGUUCCUGGAAACUCCCAGAGGGAACCUCUAAAACCAAGACGGCCUCUCAACCAACCGAUCUUUCUUCUAGGAGAAUGGUAGCUGAGAGCCUUUACAUCUCAAGACCCUUGCUUCACGUCACAAGUAUGUUUAUGUUUGGACAAACCUCGUGGAAGCCGUGGUUGAUUUCUUGUGGAGUAGAUGUCACAUCAUUAGCUCUUAUGGGUGAUUCAAGUGAACUAAAUGAUGAGGAAAAAUCAGAAUUGUCCAGAAGAACAUUUCGGCUUCUCUUUUAUCUUUUGCGAUCUCCAUUUUAUGAUAACUACUCAAAGACUAGGAUUCUAAGUUUCCUAAAAUUUAUGAAAGGGAAUGUUCCUGGGGUUUCUCUUGUGCUUAAUCCUUUGCUGGACUACCUUCCAACUUGGCAGAAGAUUUAUUUCUAUAACUGGAGUUCCUAAAACUUUGCAAGGGGAUUCUCCAUCCCAAAGCUGUUCUAACAGGUGUCCUUGUUUUGUUACAGUUUUUGACUAGAUUUUAAAUUAUCAAUCUACAAUCAACUCCCAAGGACACAAAUGAUUAACCCUUUCACACCAAGGAGUGACUAAGCAUAAAUUUCUCCUCACAACAUCCAUACAUUUUCAAGCAGAAAAGCAAUGAGAAGUGGAAAAAUUAUCAUCAAGGAGGAUAUUACUUCAUUCUUAGAUCUAAAACUAUAGGCAAUGAAUGAUGAACAGUGUGGAAAAGCUCUACAUUAUCUAGAUCAAGGGAGUGAAAGGGUUUUAACCCUUUACACCCUAACAUCAGUAUCCAUAUUCUCCAUACUCUUCUCAAUACAUUCCCUUUAGUCUGGUCAAGGAGAAUUUGUUUUACAAUCAAAGGAUCUUAGGUUGGUGAUCAUUUCCUUUAUUCUUCUGAUAUAAGUGAAUGACUUGGCAGAAUUACUGCAAGGAGAGUUUGGAUGCUGGUCACUCUUAGGGUUUAAAGGGCUAAGAGAAAUUGAAGAGGAGUUGAGAACAAAUGUGGGGAAAUAAGUUAACCCUUCAACUCCCAUGAGUGACUAAGACAGAAUUUCUCCUUACAAUAUCAAUACAAAAUCAAGAAGGCAAGUGAUGAGAACCAAGAAAAGUAUCAGUUAGGGGAUUAGUAGUUGAUCCAAUACCAAAUUCUCAGAAGUAACAUCAGAAGAAUUUUAUAGUGAACAGUAAGGAGAAUUACUGAAAAGAUCUUGGGAGUUAAAGGGUUAUAGAUGCUGAGAACUGUAUUCCUGUUCAUGUAGUUUACAUCUUCAUGAAAUUUAAUCUCAUUAUUGAAAUGGUAUGAGUGAGAAAUUACUAUAAAAGACAGUUCAAUAGUUGAUACUUUGGCCUUUGUUGAUAACCAUUGGUGAGCCUCAAGGUUUUGAUGUAAAUCUUUUGAAAUUUUCUCACUAAUGUUCUCAUGUAAUGUAGUUAUUACUAACAGCUUAUUUAGAUCAUCUAUAAACAGGGUUGGUUUAAUGGUCCAGUGCUCUACAGAGAGUGUUUCACACAUUAUUUGACCCUCAAACUCCUAAGAGUGUCUAGCAUUUAAUUUAUCCAAUGAGAAUCAACCUUGAAUCAACCAUGAAGGUCAUGAGAAUAAAGGAAAUGACCACAAACUGAAAAAGCUCUUGAUUACGAGACAACUUCUCUUUGAAAGUACCAUAGGAAAUUUUGGGAGAACUUGCAUACUGAUGUUAAGGUGUACAGGGUGAAAAACAGUUAAUUCACUUUGGUGCUAGUUUAACUUAACAGUUGUAUUUACUUGGAGUUGUUAGUAAAGCAAAGUAACAUUGUUUCUUAAAAUAAUUACUGCUCAUAACUUAAAUACCUACAUGCAGUUUAGGAUGAAAAUAUUGUACUUUCAGGAUGCCUUUAUUGGAUAUUAAAUCCAUUUUUAUGAAUAUGUAGAGAGAGUAUAUUCUUCAUCCUUGGAUACCAGUUUAAGCUAUUUUUGAAUGAUCACCUUCAUGUGGGGUCACCCCUGGUGGGAGAUAUCCCUGGAUGGAUCAUCUCCCUCCCCCCCUCCCCCUCCCUAUCUCCACUCCAUUUAUCAAGGGAGAUUGGAGUGCUGAAGGCCACUUUUCUGAUAAGAAAUAUAAAAAUUAUGAUUACUUUGUUGGGCAAUGUGGCCCAUUUUGUGGGCUGAAAUGUAGAUUUUGGCAAAACAAAUUUUAGCUCCCCAGAAGCCUCACAUGGGUGUUCAGACUGUUUUGUUAUUAUUUUGUUUGGUUGUUAUCUUUUUGAGUGCCCUCCAAGUGAUAACGAUAGUAACAAAGUUUAUGUUCCUAGGCAUAAACAUGUUUUGGGCUCUUCUCAGAGUCAAUUAAAUCCUGGCCUAACAGCUCUUAAUAAAAUGACUCUGAUUUGGCCUAAAACAUAUAUAUUGAUUGAUCUCAUUAUCAUAAGUAUGCCCUCUUUUUGUGAAAGUUAGGAUGGCUCUUUAGAUAUUUUUGAGGAAAUAGAGUAGCCAUUGUGAGAUUGAUAUUAGUUUAUGAGAUUACUCAUGUCAAGUAUUGCAGGAAACCCAGUUGCCUUUCCAAUAAGGUGGUUUUGAAUUAUGGAAUAUUAAAAUCAUUAGUCAUUAAUCUUAAUGGCAGUGAAAUUGAUUUGAUUAGUUUUAUUUCAGUAUUAUGAAAUAUAGCAACAGGUAAUCUCAGACUGGCACAAAUUCAAACCUGAAUUGAAUCUGUAUGACAUGUUGCAAGGACAAAGAUUAUUGCGAAAGUCACAUGAAAUGUUUUGUUGCUGAAACUUGCCUUGAAGUUAGCAAAAAAUUACUUUCUGUAAUUAGAAAUUUGUUAAGUGUAGUUUCUUAGAAAUGAGUUCCUGAUAAUAACAGAGGCUCUCACUCAGAGCAUUAUACCACAACCAUACCCUACUAAACAAGAUGAUUUAAUUUAAAUUCUUUGUCAGUUUGGAACUUAAAUAAAAAUGUUAGAAGCU
This is a messenger RNA of Pocillopora verrucosa, 3678 nucleotides long. RefSeq names its product peroxisomal membrane protein PEX16-like. NCBI's taxonomy places the organism in Eukaryota, Metazoa, Cnidaria, Anthozoa, Scleractinia, Pocilloporidae. Gene Ontology annotation, cellular component: peroxisomal membrane. The record is from RefSeq and is a predicted model, not a curated record. Gene Ontology annotation, biological process: peroxisome organization.